Tetrahymena thermophila SB210 is the source of this 5730-nucleotide messenger RNA. RefSeq names its product kinase domain protein. NCBI's taxonomy places the organism in Eukaryota, Ciliophora, Oligohymenophorea, Hymenostomatida, Tetrahymenidae. The transcript has 5 exons. Gene Ontology annotation, molecular function: ATP binding; MAP kinase kinase activity; protein binding. The record is from RefSeq and is a predicted model, not a curated record. Gene Ontology annotation, biological process: protein phosphorylation; MAPK cascade.
AUGAAACAAGAGGACUACAAGACUGGUAAUGGCUAAAGAAACUUCAGGAAUAUUAUAAAAUAAGAUUGCAAUUCUUUAUUUAAUAGAUAAUAGGACUAAUUAAAAGUUCAGUAAGAAAUACAAAAUCAGUUAGAAGAAUAAAUUGUUAAUAAUGAGAGUGAAACUUUGCUUAAAUCAUAAUAAUGUAAAAAAAAAGAUCAAAUAAUUUAUUUGAAAUUAAGUUAUGAUUCUUAAAAUUAUUGGUGGAAUGAACAAAAUACUAACACUAACUCUAAAAACGAAUAAAGUAGUGUUAUAUCAAAAGGUGGUGAAAAUUAUAUGAUGGAAUUCUAAGAAAUUCAAAAGUAUGACUAAAAUUAACAAAACAAAAAACUGAAUUAUCAAAAUAGUCUUUUUUAUUAUUAAAGCGUUAAUGAGUCUUCAUCAAUGGCAGAUGAAUAAAAUGAUAAAACAAUAAAAAUAAAAUAGUUUAAAGCAAAUGAAAAAUUAAAUAAAUCUGAAUAGAUCAAAUAAUAUUAAUACUCAUCUACUAAAAUUCAAGAAAAAUCCACUAAAUUGGUAUAUUAAGAUAAAAGAAUAUAAGAAAACGAUUAUUAAAAUAAUAAAAUUCAUACUAAUCUGCUUUUAGAAUUAAAGAGAUAACUCAAAAAUAUGAAUUAUUAAGUAAAAGAAAAUAAGGAAGAAAUAGGUGAUGGCUUUGCUUUAAGAGCUACUAAGUAUAUCAGAUAAGAAAAAAUUUAAAAUUACUUGGUAUUGACAAAAUUUAUUAAAAUCGAAAACAGCAAUAAAAAGAUUAUAAAAAAGUUAGAAUUUUUAUAAUUAUUACAAGAAACUACAAAAUAUGUUAAAAUAGAAGAUUCUUUUCAAAUAUCUUCAAAUAAUCACCCAUAAUAAAUUAUUUUUGUUAUAAUUUUGCUAGAAUUUAAAAAUACAUACAAUUUUCUUCUUAAAAUUGAGAAAAUAAUUGAUUUCUUUAAGGAAAAUAAAUAUUAUUUAGGAAAAUAUAUAGCUGAAGGUGGUUAUGGUGUUAUUUUUGAUGGAAAAAUAUACCAAAAUAAUAAAAUAUAAGAAAUAAUAUUCAAAAUAUAAUUCGCAGAUGAGUAAAAUAUAAAUUAAAGUGAAGAAGAAUAUAAUAUUAUGAAAGGAUUUGAAAAAAAUAUUUAUUUGAUUAAUGCUAUUGAUUAUAAAAAAAUAGACGAGAAUGUUUCUGUUAUAUUGAAGGAAAAGUGUGAAUGUGAUUUAAAUAGCAAAUUGAAAUAACUUCAAUAAAAUAAUUAAUUUUCAUUUACUUAACUUUUACAAAUUAUAUUUGAUCUAAUAGAUGGAUUGAUAUUGCUGAGGGCAUAUAAAAUAAUUCAUUUAGAUAUAAAACCUUCAAAUAUUUUAAUUAAUCAUUAUGGUAUACAUGUUUUUUCUGAUUUUGGAACUUCUUAUAAAAAUAAAAAUGAUCAAUCUAUUCAAGUUAAAGGGUUUACACCAUACUAUGCUCCAUAAGAAGUGCUUAAAGGAGAAAAUAAUAUUAAUUAUUAAUCAGAUGCAUUUUCAAUAGGGAAAACUUUAGAAAUUGUCUUUAAUCAUUAUGAAAUGCUUAAUAAAUUUAAUAAAAAUGAAAAAAAUAUGAUUGAGAAAUUUAAAUAAAUUUUAAAAGAUUAUGCCCUCAGAGAAUAAGUCUCUGAAAGAAAAACAUGCUUGGAAUUGCAUAAAGCAUUUUAUGAAGCUGUUAUAUUUGAAGGAUAUUUAGAAUUUUCAGAAUCAUAUAUUGAUAAAAUUAGAUUAAUACUAUCAUAAAGCUGUGGUGAUAGGAACAAAGAUAUCUAUUUUUUUCGUGAAGUAUGUAUCUAUUAUAAUGAAAAAAUACUUGAUUUAAAACAAAAGAUUAAAAAAUCUCAUAUUUUAAGCUUUGUUGAAAUUGAAUCGCUUUCUGAAUCUUCUUUAAGAAAGAUUGAUAAAAUAUCAAGUUAACAAGAUCCAGAAUGUAUAUUAAUUUAUAAUUUAAUUGCAAGUUUAUACAAUGAACAGAGCUAAUACGAUAUAGAGAAAAAAUAUUUAUAAAAAUCUCUUGAAUUGUGUAAUGAAUUAUUCAAAAAAGGGAAUCUCUAUACAGCCAGAACACUCAAUAAACUUGCUUUUUUUCAUAAAAAAGAAGUUGGUUUAGAAUAUUCUCUUAAAUCUAUAUAAAUGGUUGAAGAUAUUAUUAAAGGAGAUAAUGACUUUAAAGCUAUUUACCUGAAUACUCUUUCAUGGUGUUAUUCAAGUUUAAAUGACCAUAAAUAAGCUUUAAAAGUAUAAGAAGAAACUCUAAAAAUGAGACUUAGUAUGUUUAAGUUAUAUCAUCCUAGGAUUGCUUUAGCUCUUAUCAAUUUAGGAACUAAAUAAUUUCUUUAUAAAGAAAAUCAUCCAUGCAUUGCAUAAUCUCUUGAUUAUAUUGGAUAAUGCUAUCUAAAGAUGGGAAAUUUAGAAUAAGCAAAAAAAAAAAGAGAUUUAAUAAAAAACAAAAAUAGUAAUUAUUAAAGAUUAAAAGGUGCUUAAAAAGAGCUUUUGAGAUAAGGAUAAAUGUAGCAAGAAAACUUUCAAACUGGUAAUAGCUAAAGAAACAUCGAAGAUAUUAGAAAAUAAGAUUACAACUCUUAAUUUAAUAGAUAAUAGGACUAAUUAUAGAUUCAGUAAGGAAUAGAAAAUCAGUUAGAUAUAAAAAGUUAAAGCCUCAGCCAUUUUGAUAAGUAUGAAAUUAAUAAAAAAAAUAAUAAUAAUUAAAAUAUGAUUGAUAAUAAUGACAGUGAAACUAUGCCAAAAUCAUAAUUAUGUAAAAAAAAAGGCAACUCUAUUCAUUUGAAAUUAAGUUAUGAUUCUUAAAAGUAUUGGUAGAAUUAACAAACUAGUUAAAAUAACUCAAAAGAUGAAUAAACUAGUAUUAUAUAUGAAAGCGGUGAAAAUGAAUUUUUUUGUUAUUAAGGCAUUAAUGAGUAUUCAUCAAUGGUUAAUGAAUAAAAUGAUAAAACAAUAAAAAUCAAAUAAUUUAAAGCAAACUAAAAAUAAAGUAAAUUUGAAUAAAUAAAAAAUUAUGAAUAGUUAUCAACUAAUAUUUAAGCAAAAUCCACUAACUUGGUAUACUUAGAUAAAAAAAUAUAAGGAAAUGAAGAUUAAAAUAAUAAAAUUCAUACUAAUCUAAUUUUAGAAAUAAAGAGAUAGCUCACAAAUAGGGAUUAUUAAGUAAAAGAAAAUAAAGAAGAAAUAGGUGGUGGCUUUGUUUUACGAGCAUCUAAGUAUAUUAGAUAUAAUCUAAAAAAAAAAUAUUUGGUAUUGACAAGUUUAAUUAAAAUCUAAAAUAGCUCUUAAAAGAUUAUAAAAAAGUUAGAAUUUUUAUAAUUAUUACAAGAAACUACAAAAUAUAUCCAAAUAGAAGAUUCUUUUGAACUAUCUUUAAUUAGUUAUCCAUAAUCAAUUAUUUUUGUUAUAGUUUUGCUAAAAUUCAAAAAUACAUACAAUUUUCUUCUAAAAAUUGAGAAAAUAAUUGAUUUCUUUAAGGAAAAUAAAUAUUACUUAGGAAAAUAUAUAGCUGAAGGUGGUUAUGGUGUUGUUUUUGAUGGAAAAAUAUUUCAAAAUAAUAAAAUAUAAGAAGUAAUAUUCAAAAUUUAAUUCACUGAUAAAUAAAAUAUAAAUGCAAGUGAAGAAGAAUAUAAUAUUAUGAAAGGAUUUGAAAAAAAUAUUAAUUUAAUUGAUACUAUUGAUUAUAAAAUGAUAGACUAGAAUGUUUCUAUUAUAUUGAUGGAAAAGUGUGAAUGCAAUCUAAAAGAUAAAAUGUAAUAACUUCAAGAAAAGAAUUAAUUUUCAUUUACUUAACUUUUAAAAAUUAUAUUUGAUCUAAUAGAUGGGCUGAUAUUGCUGAAGGCAUAUAAAAUAAUUCAUUUAGAUAUAAAACCUUAAAAUAUUUUAAUUAAUCAUUAUGGUAUAUAUGUUAUUUCUGAUUUUGGAACAUCUAUUAAAAAUAAAAAUAAUCAAGCUAUUUAAGUUAAAGGAUAUACACCAAACUACGCUCCUGAAGAAGUAAUUUAAAAUAAUGGUAUUAAUUAUUAAUCAGAUGUCUAUUCGUUUGGAAAAACAUUAGAAAUUGUUUUUAAGGAGUAUGAGAAACUUUAAAAUUAUAAUUAAAAAGAAAAAAUUAUUCUUGAAAAAUUUAAAUAAAUUAUAUAUGAUUCUGUCCUCAAAAAUUAAAGUUCUGAAAGAAAAACAUGCUUGAAACUGCACAAAGCAUUUUAUGAAGUUGUUAAAUUUGAAGAAAAUAUAGAAUUUUCAUAAUCUUAUAUUGAUAAAAUUAGAUUAAUAUUAUCAUAAACCUAUCAUGAUAGUAACAAAGAUAUCUAGUUUUUUCAGGAAGUAUCUAUUUAUUAUUAUGAAAAAAUACUUGACUUAAAACAAAAAAUUAAGAAAUCUCAUAUUUUAAGCUUUGUUGAUGAAAUUGAAUCACUUCCUAUAUCCUCUUUAAAUAAGAUUGAUAAAUUAUCAAGUUAAGAAGAUCCAGAGUGUAUAGUAAUUUAUAAUGAAAUUGCAAAUUUUUACAAUGAACAGAGCUAAUUUUAAAUAGCUAAAUAACAAUUAUAAAAAUCUCUCGAAUUAUGUCAGUAAUUAUUCAAAAAAGGGCAUCUCUAUACAGCCAGCACACUUAAUAAACUUGGUUUAUUUUAUUUAAAAGAAGAUGGUUUAAAAUAUUCCCUUUAAUCAUUAUAAAUAAUAGAAGAUAUUUUUAAAGGAGAUACAUUCAUUAAAGCUAUAUACCUAAAUACUCUUUCAUGGUGUUAUUCCAGUUUAUAAGAAUCUCUAUAAGCUUUAAAAUUAUAAGAGGAAUCUCUAAAAAUCAGAAGUAAUAUCUUUAAGUUAUAUCAUACUAGGAUUGCUGUAGCUCUUAAUAAUUUAGGAACUAUGUAUUAAAAUUAUGAUUUAAACAAAUGCUUGAAAUACUAACUUUUAUCUCUGAAAAUCAGGUAAUCUCUUUUUAAAGAAAAUCAUCCGUGCACAGCAAGAUCUCUUGAUUGUGUUGGAUAAUGCUAUCUAAAUAUGGGAGAUUUAUAAAAAGCAAAAAAGUAUUUGUACAAUUCAUAUUUUAUGAGAAGAAUAAUUUAUAAAGGAGAUAUUGACUGUGUUGCAGUUUCUUUAAAGAAUAUAGCAAAAUAUCAUUAAAAGUCUGGUGAAUUCAUUAAAUCAAUAUUUUUUUAUAAAAAAUAUUUUUAAAUGAUGAAAAACUUGAAUUAUGAUAGCAUUGAUUAUGUCUACAUUUUCCUUUAUAAUAUAGCUCAGUGUUUGCUCUUUAAUAAAUAAUAUUAAUAAAGCAUAUUUAUUUUACAAUUCUUUUUAAAAAUAUUUUCAAAAAAUACUGCACAAAUAUCUAAGACUCAUAUAAUUAUUGGACUAUGCUAUUUCAAUAUGGGGCAAUUAUUAAAAAGUUUAGAAUCUGUUUGCUAAGCCAUAUCAAUUGAUAAAAAUGUUAUUCAGCAAGAUAUCCAUAAAUUAUCCAGUCUUAUAAAAAAUAUUUUCAAAAGAUAUUAAUUUCUUAGAUAUUUAUCAUUAUGUCUAAAUUUGAAAAAUUAAUACUCAGAUAAAUUCUAAAAUUUUAAAUUUAAAAAGUAUUAAUAUUUUUUGCUAAUGAUCUACUUAUUGAUUCUAGAAUUUUUAGAACAAGAUGAUAAUCAAAGAUUUCAACUUUAUAUUAGCAUUUUAGAAAUUACUAAAAAGUGA